Rhea pennata is the source of this 3049-nucleotide messenger RNA. It is a transcript of the gene CMKLR2, whose product is annotated as chemerin chemokine-like receptor 2. Gene Ontology annotation, cellular component: plasma membrane. The record is from RefSeq and is a predicted model, not a curated record. Gene Ontology annotation, biological process: phospholipase C-activating G protein-coupled receptor signaling pathway; positive regulation of cytosolic calcium ion concentration; inflammatory response. NCBI's taxonomy places the organism in Eukaryota, Metazoa, Chordata, Aves, Rheiformes, Rheidae. The coding region runs from base 223 to 1275 and encodes 350 amino acids. Gene Ontology annotation, molecular function: complement receptor activity; G protein-coupled receptor activity. The transcript has 2 exons.
AAGUUGGAAACAACUUCCUCACAGCUGAAAACAAACACUGUGUUAUAUCAUUCUGCAGCUUUAUUAGAAGGAAGGCAGUAGCCAAGUGAAGCAGCUGGAAUCACACUGAAGUUGCUCUGAACUUUACAGAUCACUUCACUCUUCCCUCUGCUACAGAGCUCACGUCCCUGAUUUGAAGUGCACUUCUUUUCAAAGAGCUAAACGUGAAAGCAGCUGUGCAGCAUGGAACUUGAAGAUUUUGAGAAUUACUCUUAUAUCUAUGACCUGUCUGAGGAAGAUGAAUCACCCCAGUCCUCCCUCAGCAUUGCCCAUAUGAUAUCCCUUUCCUUUUACAGUGUGGCAUUUCUGCUGGGGGUGCCAGGUAAUGCCAUUGUCAUCUGGUUUAUGGGCUUUAAGUGGGAUAAAUCUGUCUCCACACUCUGGUUCCUCAACCUGGCCAUUGCAGAUUUCAUCUUUGUUCUCUUCUUGCCCCUUUAUAUUACAUACGUGGCAAUGGGCUUCCACUGGCCUUUUGGGAAGUGGCUGUGCAAAGUGAACUCGUUCAUUGCACUACUUAAUAUGUUUGCCAGCGUUUUCUUCCUGACAUUCAUCAGCCUUGACCGUUACAUCCGCUUAGUCCACCCAGUCUUUUCCUACAAGUAUCGAACUGUAAGGAACACCCUCAUUCUUAGUGGGAUUAUUUGGAUCUCGGCUGCAAUUAUCGGUGGCCCUGCCUUAUACUUUAGAGACACAACAACAGUUCUCAACAACAUCACCCUUUGCUACAACAACUUUCAUGUGCAUGACAGAGAACUCAUUCUGCUGAGACACCACAUUCUCAUCUGGGUGAGACUUGCAUUUGGUUACCUCUUUCCCCUAGUGACCAUGGUCAUUUGCUACUCGCUGCUGAUUGUCAAGGUGAAGAAGAGAACUGUACUGACUUCCAGCAGGCUUUUCUGGACCAUUGUUGCUGUAGUCGUAGCUUUUUUCGUUUGCUGGACACCGUAUCACAUAUUCAGCAUUGUGGAGCUGUCUGCUCACCAUGAUGAAAACUUGCAUGGCUUAUUGCAGGAUGGCAUUCCCCUCUCCACUGGCCUUGCUUUCAUCAACAGUUGCCUUAAUCCAAUCCUCUAUGUUCUGAUUAGCAAGAAGUUCCAGGCCCAGGUCAAGACAACUGUCUCUGAAGUGCUAAAAUUGGCACUGUGGGAAGUGAGCCGCUCGGGGACUGUCAGUGAGCAGCUGUGGAGCUCAGACAACACCCAUGCGCCUGCACACUGUUGUGAAACUGCUCAGUGACCAUUCUUGUCGCCAUCCCACUCCAAAAUAACUGGCAGGAGUUUUGGAAAUGUUCUUGUCUUCACAUCUGCCAUAGAUGUGCAUCUUUGCAUAUACAAUUUCAUGUAAACAGCUGGCUGAAUUGCACAUGCUGCUUUCCUUGGAAAGUUCUUACAGGACACAUCAUUUGGGUGUGGUAUGAUUGCAAAGAGCCUGAACUGAAAGCUGUUAAAAUAAGUGGAAUUGCUCUAAUUGAGUUUUUGAACAGGAACGUGACUAUUUCUGUUAUUAAUCCUUUUAAAUUUUCUGUUGCAGUUCCAUAUCUUGUUGAUAUUAAAAAAAAAAAUUACCUAAUAAAAAUAUUCUUCCCGUCACUGACAAUGCUCUAGAUCUGGGCAUCCUCAUCCCAUCCCGGCCAUACAUCAGUGGGUUAUGACAGCACUCAGCGUCUAGCACUGUUUAAAGAAGAAACCUCCUGGCUACAUCCUGGCUAAGCAAAGCUAUUGGUGGCUCCCCUUUCCAGCCAGAGAAGGAUCUCAAUACAGAGAACACUGAAUUAUUGCCUUCUCUUGUUAAAAACAAACAAACAAACAAACAAACAAACAAACCCAACACAGACAUAAAUUCUGAUUUCUCCCAUUGCUCUUUGCCUUACACUCAAUAGAUAGGAAUCACUGUGCUUGCUGGUCACUUAUCCCUUUAUUCUUGUGUUCUUAUUACUAGAUGGGUGUACAAUAUUGAGGAGGUUUCAAAUAAAUAUUUGACUCAUUUGAAAUGUGAGCAGAAUUAGUAGGAAUGUUUCUUUGAGAAACUGAGAUUAAAGGCUCCCCCACCACCACCACACACACAUUCCCCCCUAGGCUUCAUGUUUAAAGAGGUUUGUGACAAUCAGUUGCCCUUUAUUGCUCUUACAAAGAAAGGUUAAGAAAUAAUGUAACAUUUUGUUUGCUGUAAUGCAAACCUUCUAAAAAUGGAUACAGUGAAUUCAACAGUUCAGUUACAAGCCUGUAACCAAAUUAAGACUUCUUUGCCAAACUAGAGGCAGCACAAUAUACCUGGGAAGUAACAUCCACUCCAGUAAGAAAGAGGUAACAGCCCUAAUGGAGUUGUUAUUUCCACUCCAAGAUGUUGCUUGCUGUAGAAUCACACAUCCAUUAAUGCAUAUAUAUUUAUGUGCUAAGCAGAGUGGACUAAUAUCUGAGGCAAAACCACUGAAUUAAGUUGAAUGUGAGAUAAAAUUCCAUUAAAAGCAGGGGCAUAAAAUUUGGGGUAAAUUUGACCAGUGUUUCCUCGUUAGGGCCACAAAAUGUGGAAUAAAACUGCCUUUCAGGUGACCUGUGGCCUGGCAACACAUAUAAGGCCUUAUUUACAAUAAAUGUUACUUACAUGUAAAUACAUUUCAUUCAAAAGCAAAUAUUUAUCACACACAAAAACACACAAAUGCAUCCGUAUACUGGUAGUUGUACAAAUAGAAACAGUCUGACUGUGGUCUGUAACUAUGUUUCUUCGGGCUCUGGUUUAAAAGUUGGAGAGUUAUAGCAGGAUCAGUGGAAUUUCUAUGUAUUUAACUUUGGCUUGGAAAGUUGGUAGGCAGCACUCUUUCCUCUGAGUCACUCACUGCCUGGUACAUAGUGACUCAUGAUUGUCUUUUGGCAUCAUGCUACUGAAUAUACCUAAAUCAAAGAUUUUGCAUGUUUUCUUCACAUAUCCCCUGAUAUCUUUCUAAGAAUGACGUGUUAGUGCUAUGCUCCUGACUGUACUCCAAGUGGAGUAAUAAAAUUUUGUUAUCUCUGAA